Penicillium verhagenii is the source of this 1332-nucleotide messenger RNA. RefSeq names its product monocarboxylate permease mch4. The transcript has 2 exons. Gene Ontology annotation, cellular component: fungal-type vacuole membrane. The record is from RefSeq and is a predicted model, not a curated record. Gene Ontology annotation, molecular function: transmembrane transporter activity. The coding region runs from base 1 to 1332 and encodes 443 amino acids. Gene Ontology annotation, biological process: transmembrane transport. Lineage: Eukaryota; Fungi; Ascomycota; Eurotiomycetes; Eurotiales; Aspergillaceae.
AUGGAUUCUAAGGAACAACAGCACGAUCCAGAUUUUUUGACACUCCGCGAAGACAGCAAUAGGCUACACGCCUCGCCGGGCGCAUUGUCUUCAGAGCAAGGGCAAGAUGGGUCGCAGCUCCCUCCUCCGCCAAAUGGGGGUUCCAUGGCUUGGCUACAGGUUGCUGGCGCCUGGACGAUCAUGUUCAACGUUCUUGGCCUGCUCAACACGUAUGGCCAGUUUCAAACCAUCUACGAGACCGACCUUCUCAAGACCGAAUCUGCCUCGACAAUCGCAUGGAUUGGUUCCGCCCAGUUCCUCGUUUGUUACUCCGUCUGCAUUUUCACCGGCCCGCUUCUGGAUACGGGACACCUUCAUCUCCUGCUCGGUAUUGGGACCGUCGUCACUGUCUUCGGUUUAAUGAUGGUCAGCUUGUGUCAUUCAUUCUACCAGUUCUUUUUGGCCCAGACCAUCGUGACUGGCAUUGGCUUUGGUCUUACAUUCUUGCCAGCUUCGUCGGUCGUGUCGCAGUGGUUUUCUACUCGCACUCCUCUUGCAAUUGGAAUCUCCGUCACCGGAUCAAGUAUUGGUGCCGUCAUUUACCCCAUUAUGCUUCAACGGCUUACGGCACAGAUUGGAUUUCCAUGGACGGUACGAAUCAUGGGCUUCAUCGUGCUCGGUACCAUGUUCUUCGCCAUUGCUGUGAUGCGAGUCCGAGUUGAAAAGAAUGCGCGAAAGAGGAAAGUAAUCGAUCUCAGACAUUUCAAGGACAAGCUCUACCUUGUUGCUUGUCUGAGCUUCUUCGUCAGUUUCCUGGGACUCUACGUCUUCUACUACUUUAUUUCCCUCUACGCGACCGAAGUGGCCGGUGCCAACGAGAAUCUCGCCAAUUACAUGCUGCCCAUUCUGAACGCCGGAUCAUUUUUAGGCCGUCUAAUUCCCAACUGGCUCGCCGGACGCUAUGGACUCAUGAAUGUGCAGAUUAUCUUUGGGGUGAUUUCUGCUGGCUUGGCUUUUGCUCUCUUGGGCAUCAAGACCCCCGGUGGGGUCAUUGCGUUUGCCGUCGUCUAUGGCUUCGUCUCCGCCCCUUACGUCUCUCUUCCGAUCCCGAUCGUGACGAGCCUAUCUCCCGAUAAGAGUGUCUGGGCUACACGACUGGGAAUGAGCUUUGCCAUCAUUGGCCUCGGCGCACUCAUUGGCAGCCCCGUCGCGGGUGCCAUUCUCGGAGACAGCAGUAACGGGAACUGGAGCGGUCUGAUCGUGUGGUGCGGAGUCAUGUUCUUCACUUCCGCCGCCAUUCUCCUUACCGUGCGCACUAUGAAAGUAGGAUUCAAGCUCUUUGUGAAAGUGUGA